UAAUGUAUAAAAUAGGCUGUGUUUUUUUUAUUGAAGCAGCUUUAUAAUGUGCUUCAUAUGAAUUUCCAAAAAUACAUAAACUAAACCAGCAUUGCGGCUCUGCGUUCAUGGUAGCUCGUAGCGUGAUUUCCUUGUUCGAAGGAUCUACCCAAAUAUGCAUGAUAUUAUUUGAUCGACUAUGUCACAUAUCUCGACUGUCUCGCAUAUCAAAGCAAGAUUUCCAAAUUAAUAUAGUGCAGUUGUAGUGGCAAGUUGCAGAUGAAGUACAUUUUAAUUUCAUGUAGCCUAGCCGAUUCAAAUAGUUGACUGAUUUCGCACUAUCUUGACAGCCUUCAUUCAAAUGCCUCACCGAGAUUGGUUCAGUAGUCUACCAUACUGCAGGUGAGCCCUUGUGUGACAGUAGGCGACAAGCGUUGUUGACGCCACAAAAAGCUAAAUGGGCUACCAGUUUAGGCCCUCGUUUGUAAACUGAAGUUGCCGAUACAAACGAAAGUGUGUCAGACGUGCCUAUGAUGAGCAACCUAAAUAAACACCAGGGCUGCCGCAUAUGUGGAGGCGAUCUCCAGGGCAACCAGAGGCGAUGGCUCUAUGGGGGUCAGAAGCAGAGACGAGGCACACCUCACACACCAACAAACCCAUCCAGCAGGAGUAGUGUGUCAGGGUCUGCCCUCAGCAGCCCAUGGGGCAGUACGUUGUCUCUGGGCUCUUGUUCUUCUCCUCAGACGUUGUCUUCCCCCUCGAAGGGAGUGGAUCUGCUCAGCAUCCUAACACAUAUACUAGGGCAGCCUGUACCAAAGGGCAGUGGGCAAAGGGAGUUCUUGUGUGGCAAAUGUGCAUCUCUUCUUGAGCGAGUCUUUAAGUUUGACACAGUGAUCAAGAGAGUCCAACUACUGUCCUCUGAAAGGCUUCAGAAGCUUACGCAGGAGAGAGAUAAGAUCCGACAGUGGGUACACAAUGCCUACUGGCAGCAACACCCUUCUGAUUCUCAGGAGAAGGAAGGUUUGAAUGAAGUAGAAGAUGAAAAAGCUGGAUACAGAUCAAUGCUGAGAAGUAACCUGGCCUUGUCAGAGUACGAGUGCUGGUCAGAAAGGUCUAACUGUUGUCCAUAUUUCCAGAGAACGGGGAGUCGAUGCCAAAAAGGGAAAAACUGCCCGGGCUGUAACUCUCUGAGAGUAUCCGACUCCGACUAUGAGUCUGUCUGUGGGAUUCCUCGUAAUCUUCCCUUUCAGGCCUUUUCUCCUCUGGCCCUCUCCCGUGAUAAGUCUCAAAGCAUGCCUCUCCAUUGGUCUAGAGGUUCAUCUGCUGCUUUCAGUCCCAUCUCCUCGGCCGGCUCGUGCCGCUCCCUGCGCUAUCAAUCUCAUGCUGACUCCUUACAGUCACUGAACUCUCUUGACGGAUCGGAUCCAUUUGAUCGGCCAGAAACUCCGACCAACCUAGAGGUGUGUCUUAGAGAGCUGACAUGUAUGCCAUGGAAGCCACUGAGCUCCCCAGCAGGUAGUCGCAUUCCUGUCUUAGGAAGAGGUAAGGGGGGUGAAAAGGGAGAGUUGGGACAGGGCAAUAGCCCAGCACUGGUUAGAGAGCUGGAUUUUGAACAACAGAAUAAGAAGGCGAUGGGAAGGGAAGCUCUGCUUGAACUUCAGGAUGAGUUUCUACCUCUGCACAAGGAGAUCGGAACAGGCCAAAUGAACACUCUUGUCAAGCAAUUGCAAGAACAGCUGGAUCAGGCUCAGACCUGCGUCAGGAACCUAGAGGCACAGCUCCCCAAUAAGCCAGAAGCAUCAAUGAAGGACACAGCUGGGUCAAAUAUUCCUACAAUGGAAUGCUUAAGUCCACAGAGCCCAUGGAUUGACUUCGGAGUUGAGAAUGCCCCGCUGCAGAAAUUGAGCCAUUCAUUGCACGACAGUGUGAAACUAAUUCAGGAAUGCGUUACCUUGACGACAUCAUUGCGUGUGGAGAUGGGACCUGGAUUUGAGAGUGCAGAUUUACUAACUACCAAGAUGAAUAAAACACUGGAAAACAUCGAGGUGGUGAUUGCUUGUCUCUCUGAACUGAGAGCAAGGGAGCAGGAUAUGGAGAGAGAAGUUGCUGUUCUUAAGCUGGCAGCGAGAGAGAGGGAGGCAGACCUGGCCACUCUAUCUGCUAUACUACAGAGCAACAAGGACGUCAUUAAUGAUGCGUAUCUGGAGAUGGGGCCCAGGAGGGAUGUGCAGCGUGAGCUCCACAUGGAGCAGGCCAUGCUGAGGCUGCGGGACCAGAUUCUUUGGGCCGCCCUGCAGCAGAGGGAGGCACUGGCACUGUGCCAAAGGGAGGCGUUGGACAGCAUACCUGAAGGAUGUACAGGAUCGGAGUGCACAAACAAAAGUCACAAAUGAAGUU
Messenger RNA from Clupea harengus (Atlantic herring), 2376 nucleotides. RefSeq lists its product as uncharacterized. The record is from RefSeq and is a predicted model, not a curated record. Gene Ontology annotation, biological process: centrosome cycle; positive regulation of microtubule nucleation; regulation of Golgi organization. NCBI's taxonomy places the organism in Eukaryota, Metazoa, Chordata, Actinopteri, Clupeiformes, Clupeidae. Gene Ontology annotation, molecular function: molecular adaptor activity; metal ion binding. Gene Ontology annotation, cellular component: Golgi apparatus; centrosome.